This is a messenger RNA of Rhinichthys klamathensis goyatoka, 3710 nucleotides long. It is a transcript of the gene col9a1c, whose product is annotated as collagen alpha-3(IX) chain. Bases 383 to 3223 code for a protein of 946 amino acids. Lineage: Eukaryota; Metazoa; Chordata; Actinopteri; Cypriniformes; Leuciscidae. The record is from RefSeq and is a predicted model, not a curated record. The transcript has 38 exons. Gene Ontology annotation, cellular component: collagen type IX trimer.
CUCCCCACAGUAGGGCUUCCCAUUAGAAGAAUUACCGCUGCUCAACAUGUGUUAUUAGCUCCUGUGCAGAAAUGAAAAAAGGUGCUUGUAACGCCCGAGGCGCAACAUCUCCCUUAAACAUCAGUCAUAAAAAAAACCAUGCCACCACCCCUCGAAGCUCACCCAGCCAAUGGGACGCCAGGAACCAAGCCAGGUCGCCCUCGCAAAAAACCCUUAAUGUGUCCCAAAAGUUUGGCAUCUCUUGCACAGGUCGUCUUCAGUCAGAUAGGCCCGUGGGCACAGCUGAAUACGGACUGGAGGGGGACGACGCAUCUCUGGGCCAAAGGACAAAACUUCUUCUACAUCCAUUCAGACUCUCACAUCCGCGUUGAGGGACAGAAAUAUGGCUCCUCAACUCAGCAUGAGCAGGAGUCGGGUCUGGCGACGGACAUUGACAGGAUGUUUAACACGUAUGAUUGUCUUCACAUUGCUCUGGGCUCCAGCUCUCGCUCAGCUGGAUUUGAACAGAUUAGAUGGCGACACGGUGUGCCCAACCAUGAAGAAUGGACAAGAUGACCUUCCAGGAUUUGAUCUGAUCACACAGUUUCAGUUGGAUGUCAUCCCGAUGAAGGGCGUCAGAAAGGUAGAAGGUUCCACACCCCUCCAGGUGGCGUACAGACUCGACAAAGAGGCUAACUUCCAGAUCCCAACCAGGCUGAACUUUCCAAGAGGCUUUCCGGAUGAGUAUUCCUUCAUGACCACCUUCCGCAUGAUCAAGAACACCGUGAACAAGGUGUGGAACAUCUGGCAGGUGGUGGAUGAAGACGGCUUGAAGCAGGCAGGCAUGCGUCUCAAUGGAGACCAGCAGGCCCUGGAGUUCUUCCUCACCACUAUAGAAGGAGACGUCCAGACCGUCACCUUUCCGGGCCUCUCUGUCCUCUUCAACACUAAAUGGCACAAGGUGAUGGUUGGCGUGGAGAAGGAGCUGGUGACGCUGUACGUGGACUGUCACCCGGUGGACCAGAAGCCCAUCAAGAGGAAAGGCUAUGUCAACACAGAGGGAGACACUCUCAUCGGAAGACUGGAUUCUGAUCCCAACACCUCUGUAGUGUUUGAGUUGCAGUGGAUGCUGAUUCACUGUGACCCAAAGAGAGCUCAGAGAGAGAGCUGCACGGAACUUCCUCUGACUGAGAUGUAUGCCAAUGCUGAGCCGGAUCCCAAGCCAAUCCCUGGUCCCCCCGGCCCUGAGGGCCCUGAGGGGCCUCGUGGACCCACAGGAGAAGAUGGCAGAGACGGGAGAGACGGUAUUCCAGGCACCCCGGGCACCCCUGGAGCUCCGGGCAGUAAAGGAGAUCGAGGCGAGGUUGGACUGCCAGGACAGAGAGGACUGCAGGGGGUCCCAGGACUAUUGGGACCAAUGGGCCCCAUGGGGCCACGAGGACCAGUGGGAGAAAGAGGUCUUCCUGGUUUCCCUGGAUCUGCCGGACCCCCGGGACCAGAGACUGUUGGGCCUCCAGGCCCCCCAGGGAAGCCUGGUACUCCAGGAGAUGAGGGAAACAUCGGACCAGAGGGUCCUCCUGGACCAAGAGGAGGACUUGGGGUCCCAGGACCACCAGGCCCACCAGGAGCUCCAGGACCAGCAGGGCCACAAGGUGCUGGGAACCCUGAGGGAAGUGGGGAGACUCAGUGCCAGACAACAUGCCCAUCUGGACCACAGGGAUUGCCUGGUCUGCCAGGGAUGAAGGGACAUCGUGGUCUUCCAGGUGUGGACGGUGUGCCAGGUAUCCUGGGUGAAAAGGGAGAGCGAGGGACCGCUGGAGAGUCAGGUCCUCCUGGACGUGCAGGAGAUGAUGGUCAGCGAGGUCCUAUCGGAUUCCCUGGACCUCAUGGCGAUAAAGGAGAUCGGGGUCCUCCUGGAUUCAACGGGAUCCCAGGACCCACCGGACCACCAGGAUCCCCAGGUGUUGAAGGCAUCAGAGGGCGACAGGGACAUCUUGGGCCUAAAGGAGAUGAUGGUGCGAUCGGAGCGCCGGGAGAGAAAGGAGCUGCGGGUGCCAAGGGUGACACUGGUGAGCCAGGAAAGCAUGGAUCUGAUGGAGCAGCAGGAGCUACUGGAGAGAAGGGAGACCCAGGUCUGCCCGGAGCCCUUGGUGUCAGAGGAAUUGUGGGAAUUCCAGGCUUGCCAGGAAAACAGGGACUCGUGGGGCCUGCAGGCCAAAAGGGUGAUAUUGGUGCUGUAGGGCCGACUGGUCCAAUUGGGCUUCCUGGUAAAGAUGGAGCACUUGGACCAGCAGGAGAAGAUGGAACUCCAGGAGCCAAAGGAUCCACUGGUGAAACGGGAAAACAGGGUCCAGUCGGCUCAAUGGGCCCACAAGGAAUCCAGGGAGAUAAAGGUGACCAAGGACUCAUGGGUCCCCGUGGAAUCAAGGGUCACACGGGUCAUAAAGGAGACCAGGGUCCAAUGGGUCCCGUCGGUCCCAAAGGAAGUGAGGGAGAUCCAGGUGUUUCGGGAGAACCAGGCGUGAAGGGUGAUCAGGGGCCUCCGGGUAUUACUGGAAUCAAGGGAGAGCGUGGAGAGAAAGGCCAGAGAGGAGCUACAGGAGCUGAUGGUCGUCCAGGACAGCCAGGCCAUGAGGGUCUGACGGGACCCCAGGGAGCCAGAGGUCUGGAGGGGGAACGAGGCCUAACAGGAUCCCCUGGUCCCAGAGGUCUACCUGGGCCCAAGACGAAUGACGAGAAGAUCCGUGAGAUUUGUUCAGUUAUUGUUGAAGAACAUUUAGAUGCCUAUAAGAAGGAACUAGCCAAGAAACCUCUGGCCAUUGGAGCCCCUGGAAGUCCAGGACUCACGGGGCCAGCUGGACCGCCGGGACCAGCAGGUCCUGCUGGAGAAGCCGGACCCAGAGGAAUGAUGGGCCACAAGGGGCCUCAAGGAUACUAUGGCCUUCCUGGAAAACCAGGAGUCAAAGGUGAUGCAGGACUAAAAGGUGACAAGGGAGAUAAGGGAAUUGGAAUUCCAGGAAUCCAUGGAGAACCCGGACCUCAAGGACCAGCUGGCAAGCCUGGCAUCGGCAAGGACGGGGCAGAUGGUGCCAGAGGAGAGGCCGGUGUGCCCGGGACCCCAGGAACCCCUGGAGCCAGAGGAACCCCGGGUCCUCCAGGGCUUUGUGAUCCUUCAAACUGCUACAGGCCUCAACCUCUCUACCUGGUUGGCGGGAAGAAGUCCGUCAACAUCAAGGGUCCAUGAACAGAAACAUAGAAACCUUCAUCACGUCGUCAUCAUCAAGAGUACAGAUGCAGUCCAUUUCCGACAAACUUGAAGAGACUUUCACACGGCGAGUUAAGCAAACGUGACAGUUGAAUAGAGACAUACAGAUGAAGCUCCUGAUGGAGGUUCCAAUCCACAUGGUUUAUUGGUGUACCUUGUACAUAAACUAGAGGAAAAUGUUUGUUCUUUCAGAUGGUUUACAGUAAAUUGCAGAUAAAUUAAUUAAUUGGAAAUUGACGUUUCAGUUCUUGGGCCACAAACCGGUAAAUAUCAAUGGUGAAGUAAUUUUUUUUGGACCUCUACAUGCCAUACGAUUGCAUUUCUGCGUGUAUUUUUCUAAAUAUUUCUCAUAAAAUGUAAUUGUAAAGACCAAUGUUAGACAUGGUGCCAGACAUUAAGCUACGCCAACAGAACGACAGUGAUCCAGCAACAGGGCAGCUUGAAAUAAAAGCUUUUCACCACCAUG